AUGAUCAGCGCUGGAGAUGUGGAGAAGCAGCCUCUGCUGGGGUCUCUUUCCCGGGCCAAGGUCAAGAGCACUGACCGGCAUUCUGAUUUGCGCAAAGGCCAGCGCAGCGAACUCAGGAGAAUGCUUUAUUCAAAGAACUGCGGCCUUUUGGCUGUGCUGUGCAUGAUCUUGUUGAUCGCAUGUUUACCCAGUGCAUCCACAUCGCCGCUUGAAUUAUCUAUUCGGGGUGCCGAUCACGAUGAUAGAUCAAGCCGAGAGAUUGGCCCUGGAAAACGGGGUGCGGUUGCGACGGAGAAUGCACUGUGUUCGCGACAUGGUAUCGAGAUGUUGAAGAUGGGCGGCAAUGCUGCCGAUGCAUUGGUCGCCGCGCAAUUUUGUAUUGGUGUCACCUCUAUGUAUCAUAGUGGUAUUGGUGGAGGUGGUUUUAUGCUUGUCCGAGCACAGAAUGGUGCUUUUGAGUUCAUUGACUUCCGUGAAACAGCGCCCGCUGCCGCCUUCCAGGACAUGUAUAAUAAUAAUACCGACGCAUCUAUCUACGGCGGACUGGCAAGCGGUGUACCUGGCGAGAUCCGCGGGUUGGAAUAUCUUCACAGAAAGUACGGUUCACUGCCCUGGGCGACGCUGAUGCAACCUGCCAUUCGGAUGGCACGCAACGGCUUUCCUGUGUCUACAGACUUGGUCAAAUACAUGACGCUUGCCGUUGGUGAUGGAGAGGAUUUCCUGUCCAAGGAUCCGAAUUGGGCUUUGGAUUUUGCACCCAACGGAACCCGCUUGGGCCUGGGAGACACCAUUACACGGAAGCGCUAUGCGGAUACCCUUGAGACAAUCGCCAAGCGGGGGCCAGAUGCAUUCUAUACAGGCCCAAUGGCAGAGACAAUGAUCAAUGCGGUUCAAGCAGCUAAUGGUACCAUGACUCUCGAGGAUCUGAAGAACUAUACCGUGGCGAUUCGCAAUACCUCGCAAAUUGACUAUCGCGGGUAUAAGAUCACCAGUACAACCGCACCUUCGAGUGGAAUUGUUGCCCUUAGCAUUCUAAAAAUCCUGAGCACUUACAAGGGUCUCUUUGGUUCAGAGAAGGCACUGAACAUCAGCACGCAUCGAAUGGAUGAGGCCAUGCGUUUUGGCUACGGAGAGCGGACAAAACUCGGUGACCCAUCAUUUGUGGAGGGCAUGGACGAAUAUCAACAGAACAUGUUAAAGCAGUCAACUAUUGAUACUAUCCGUGGGAAGAUCUCUGACACUACCACCUUAAAUGUGUCUGCAUAUGACCCAUCGGGGGUAGAGAGUUUGGAAACUCCAGGAACCUCCCAUCUCGCGACCGCUGAUCACACGGGACUUGCUAUCUCUGUAAUCACCACUAUUAAUUUGUACUUUGGAAGCCAUGUGCUGGUUCCCGAGACAGGAAUUAUCAUGAACAACGAAAUGAACGACUUCUCGAUCCCUGGGUCCUCUAAUCAAUUUGGUUAUAUUCCUUCUGAGGCCAAUUAUGUUCGACCAGGCAAGCGUCCCUUGUCAUCCAUCACCCCUGCGAUCGUGACUCGCCCAGAUGGCAAGCUCUUCUUGGUUGCCGGCUCUGCUGGAGGCAGUCGUAUCAUCACGGCCACCGUCCAAAAUAUUAUUCAUUCUAUCGAUCAAAAGCUGAGUGCGGCUGAGGCUCUUGCAAAGCCUCGCUUGCACGAUCAGUUAAUUCCCAACCAGGUCACCUUUGAGUAUUCCUAUGAUAAUUCGACGGUCGCCUUCAUGAAGAGCCUCGGGCACAACGUGACAUGGGUCGCUCCCGGUCAGAGCACGGCCCAGCUCAUUCGUGUCCAGCCGAAUGGAACGUUUGAUGCUGCUGGUGAACCGCGGCAAUUGGCCUCUGCGGGCUAUUCGAUCUAG
Messenger RNA from Penicillium daleae, 1878 nucleotides. RefSeq names its product gamma-glutamyltransferase. Gene Ontology annotation, biological process: glutathione catabolic process. Gene Ontology annotation, molecular function: glutathione gamma-glutamate hydrolase. The transcript is spliced from 8 exons. The record is from RefSeq and is a predicted model, not a curated record. Lineage: Eukaryota; Fungi; Ascomycota; Eurotiomycetes; Eurotiales; Aspergillaceae. Gene Ontology annotation, cellular component: plasma membrane. Bases 1 to 1878 code for a protein of 625 amino acids.